Molecule: messenger RNA, 4132 nt
Organism: Nematostella vectensis (starlet sea anemone)
Lineage: Eukaryota; Metazoa; Cnidaria; Anthozoa; Actiniaria; Edwardsiidae
Product: lethal(3)malignant brain tumor-like protein 1
Exons: 17
Coding region: 158-3664 (1168 amino acids)
Biological process (GO): regulation of DNA-templated transcription
Cellular component (GO): nucleus
Molecular function (GO): zinc ion binding; protein binding
Source: RefSeq, a predicted model, not a curated record
AAGGACUCCGGUGUCGGAGAAGAUAAUGUAAAAGUCAUGUGAUCAAUUGUUCUCGCGUUUGAUUGGCAGUUCGUAGUGACACGCCAGUCAAGGCAGCAGCGUGAAUUCAUCAGUUCGUUCUCAAGCCCGAGAUUGCCAACGCAAACUGUAAUACCAAAUGGAGCGUCACAACCGAGACGAAAUGCUCUUCUCCAGUCCAUUGACUGCCCAGGAAGCUCCGCCUGAGAAGAAACGGAAAAUUGAACCAAGUAACUGCGGCGCUAACGGCUCUAUGACAUCGAUGAAGCCCCGCCCACCUAACCUGAUCCCAGACCCCCCGGAGUUUCGUCACUAUGGUAACCAUUACGGGGAGUCAUCGUGGAACAAGGACUCGUUCAGGGCCCUCCUGGAGAAUAACGACCUCGUGGAUCCUAAUUUGGAUAAGGGCUUUAAAAACUCACGCCAUGGUGGACCAGGGGCGUAUUCCCGAGGGGGCUCUCUGGGCGAGCAACCCAGUGCCCCUACCAGUCCCUAUGAGGUGCCAUUCAUUAUGGACAAUAAACCGAUAUCAAGUCAGGCACCAAUGCAGGAUUUACUGAGCUUCAAUGCUCGUGCAUUCUCUGAAUUUCACACCCUGAAUACGGAGAUGACAGGAAAGGAACGCACUCCCAGUGAAUCGAUAGAGAAGAGCAAACCGGUUGAGCCGGUCGAGACCAGAAAACCCGUUGAACCGGUUAAGAGUGUGUUGACACCAAUCAGAUCUAGUUUGCCAUUGACAUCUAGUCCUCAAGCUAAUGUUGCUUGCUCCACAACAGAACCUGCUCCACAGGACCAAGUCAGUUCUUCUUGUAAAACAACUGAGACUAGCAGGCCUGAAACUUCAACAAGCGCAACUUCAGAGGAGACAAAUUCUACCAUCAACCACACAGAGUCUACAAAGGAACCAGAAGGCACACCGUCCAAUGAGGUGAAAGUAAAACAGGAAGACGCGUCGCUACCUAUGAAAAAAUCUGAAAAUAAGUUAGCCGACAAGUCAGUGGACAAGGAAGCAGAUAUCAGGGCAACGGCGACAGAGGCUGCAGAUUCUACCACUGCCACGGAGUCUUCAGAUCCGUUCGGGUGCCUGGACUGGAAGAAUGGUAUCGCCACUUUGCCUGGCAGUAACCUAAAGUUCAAGAUGACGGAGUUUGGUACGUUGGAGAUCGUGAGUACGGUAGAAACAGAAAAAGGCGACUCUGUGGAAUGUAGCACUGCUACUGAUGUUGGGAAGAAGGAAACUGAGGAAAAAGACAUCCCCAAGACCACGGAUCUGAUGCAAGGUCCCCCUGAUGAGAGCCAAGUUCUUUGCUGCGAAGUAUGCGGUGUUUACGGUCUGCCGCAAGAUUUCUGCGCUUCCGGCCGCUUCUGCAGCUUGUCUUGCGUCGGCAAGAACACUGGACGUCUCAAUAAGGGCCGAGAGAUCAUUAGGAACGCCACCUCGGUGGAAGGAAAGCUCACCAAGAAGAAAAAGAAAGUCAGAGGCGGCAGGAGAAAGAAUUCGCCGUCAUUAAUGGACGACGAUGACCCACCAUAUGGUGAGCCGAUUUCUCCCAAAUUGAAAGGCGUCAAACCAGAGCGAGGGAGAGGCAAACCCAAAGCACCUAUGGCGGAGGCCAAGGGAACAAGCUUGACUGCAAGCAUGGUUCCGUACAACUUCAGCAAACCGUUCACAUGGGCGGAUUAUCUUUACACUUCAGGUGCCAAACCGGUCCCCGUGAGCACGUUCCGACAGGAAAAUCCGGAUAUCGAGGUGUUCACGAUGCCAUGCGAAGAGUUCAAGAAAAAUAUGAAACUCGAGGCGGUGGAUCCCAAGCAUCCGUCGUACAUUUGCGUAUGCACCAUAGUCCGAGUGAAGGGGGCACGACUUCGGCUCCACUUCGACGGUUGGUCGGAAUGUUACGACUUUUGGACAAAUGCGGACUCGCCUUUCAUCUUUCCGGUUGGUUGGUGUGCAAAGAAUGGGCAGGUGCUGCACCCUCAGAGAGGUGUUCUUCCAAAAGACUUCAAUUGGGAGAAGUACCUGAAGAAACAGAAUGCGACUGCCGCUCCGGAACAUUUAUUCACACCAGUUUCCCCGACUAAACACGGCUUCAAGACCGGUAUGAAGCUGGAGGCCAUCGACCGUAAGAACCCGGAUCUAAUCUGCGUAGCCACGGUAACCAACGUGAUUGGCAACCGUUUCCUCGUGCAUUUUGAUGAGUGGGAUGACACGUAUGACUACUGGUGUGAGGAAGACUGUCCCUACAUCCACCCGGUGGGGUGGUGCUCAGCCAACGGCGGGAAACUCAACCCGCCAAACGAUGAUGAAGUUGACUCUUUUUCGUGGGAGGAGCAUCUACGGACCACAGGCGCUACAGCCGCGCCUCCCGAGCUCUUCAAAAAGCGCUCGCUUCCCGCGUUCAAGCCAUACCAAAAGCUCGAGGCCGUUGACAAGCGCAACCCUUCGCUGAUAAGAUGCGCGACCAUCGCCCGAGUGGAGGACUAUCGCGUGUCCGUCCACUUUGACGGCUGGGAUGACGUGUACGAUGACUGGUACGAUGCAGACUCCACCGAGCUCCAUCCCGUGGGAUACUGUGAGAGGACGGGACAUCCCCUGGAACCCCCUCUUACAACCGCGGACAAGAUCUCAUCCGUAGCUUGCCCAACUCCCGGAUGUAAAGGCAUCGGCCACGUGAAGGGUGCCAAGUACUCGAGCCAUCACAGCACGUUCGGCUGCCCUUACUCCUUACAGAACCUGAACAAGGACUCGUGUCUCGUGGACAGACUCUCCGCAAACUCCAUGACCGAGGAGUCCGACUGGUCUUACGCCAGCAAAAAUAAGUCUGGCGGAAUAGGAGGGCCGCGGCGUGGAGAAAUCAUGGACGGGGUCUGUCCAACGCCUGGAUGCGACGGCAGUGGUCAUGUCAGCGGUCACUGGCGUACGCACCAAAGUUCUGCCGGCUGUCCAAGGAAUGAUAUGAUUAUAGUCAAGAUAUCCUCACGGCCCGUCGUCGUUCAGCAGACAAAAUCACCAUCUUCCUACCCCACAGUCAUCAGACCUAAGCCGUCCCUUCCAUACUCGCACGAUUUCAAGUCCAAGCUCUCCUCGCCUUACCACUCAGAGGCAAGGCCCACAAGUUCUUCAUCUGUCCAAACUGGUGAAAAGACGAUAAGCAGUCACAUUACUGGCGUCUCUACAGCACAAAUUACCUCUAUGAGUACAACUACUGAGAGCACCACUACGCAUCCCGUCAGGCGAACGAGUCGAGAUCGACGCGAAAACAUCAAGUGCGUCACAGACAGACUUUUCGACGCAGUGCCCGUAACGGCGAGUUCUGGCCCACCAGAGAAACCAGUACCGCACCUCUCAAAGGUCUUCCGGCCAUGGAAUGGACCCGUCUCUAGUAAUGGUUACCAUGGCAGCCGAUAUGAUAAUUUUCCAGAACGUAAGAAGUCACGUGAGCGUCUGCGCAUGAGCAAGUGGGACGUGGAUGACGUGGUGAAGCACAUCACAGAUUUGGGGUGUCCCGACCAGGCCAAAAUAUUUAAGGAGCAGCAAAUAGACGGUGAAGCUCUUCUGCUGCUCAAUCAAAACGACAUCGUGCACAUUCUGAAGAUUAAGCUGGGCCCUGCUCUAAAGAUUUAUAAGAGCAUUCCACGUGUGUGACCAAAUCUGACGCUGUGUCACCUACCACGACCUGGCAUCGAGAGACGUUGCUUACUGCAGUUACGUCACAAAGUUGACUUCAUUUGUACCUUCCGUCUAGGGGAGGGGGGGGGUCGCUCUAGAAGACCCUCCAAAAGUAUGAAAUAAUGUGAGAAAAUUCACAUAGUUAAAAAUUUUCCCUUGAGGGAGUUUGUGCGGCGCUACAGAAAUAUUGUGGUAUAAAUGGACACCGAUUUUCCUGCCAAAUGGUGUACUGGUGUAUAGUUUUGUAUGCAUAUUUCCAUUCAUUCGUACAGAGUUCAAGUUCGCUUUAAUAGCAAUGUUGAAAUUCAUGUAUGACAAUAUUUUGAAGAAUGACUAUAUUUUGUAAUAAGAUUUAUAUGAAAAUAUGUUUUAUUGAUAUCAAAGAAAAAAACAUACAGUUAUUUAUAUGACAAAUAAGAAAUUGAAUAAACGUCGAAAAAUUGA